Messenger RNA from Plasmodium falciparum 3D7, 780 nucleotides. It is a transcript of the gene VAP1, whose product is annotated as virulence-associated protein 1. The record is from RefSeq and is a predicted model, not a curated record. Lineage: Eukaryota; Apicomplexa; Aconoidasida; Haemosporida; Plasmodiidae.
AUGCUUAAUGGAAAACAUUUAAGCAAAGUUUUCUUUUUUAAAAUUAGUUUAAUUCUCAAAUUAAUUUGGUUUCUUUAUUUUCCCUAUCCAAAAUGUGAACUAUUUCAAAAUAAAAAACAUAUUAGAUUUCUAACCCAGGGAAAGGUGGAAAAAGACUUCAACAUAAGGCAUGUAAAAAUAGCACUAAAAUCAAAUAAUAUGGAUCUUACAACAUCACAAAAAAAUAUAGACAAAAAACAAAUUGAAUAUAAAGAUAAAGAUAACAUUAAUGAUAAGGAACAAAUAUAUACUUCAUAUAAUAAUUCAGAAUUUACCCCAGUAUAUGUUACACCUACAAAAAAAAAAAACACAAAAAAAAAUUUCAUAACCAUAAAAAAAAUUGAUAUAUAUUUUGAAAAUUUAAUAUAUAGUUUCUUAGAAUCUAUAAGUUAUAUUGAGGAACCUCCUGAUUAUGAAUUAUAUAAUAAUGAAAUAAAUCAAAAAAUGAAAGAAUAUCUAUUUAUUUUUGAACCUGUAGUUCUUGUUUUUAUUUCUGUUUAUUAUUUGGCAGCAGAAGAAUACAUUAUCUCUAUAAUAAUAUCUUUUAUAUGUUCGGUAAUUCUCAUAUAUAUUUUAAUAAAAAUUAGGAAAUAUGAUAAAGCACAUAAUAAUUUUUUUACCGUUUCAAAUAUGUUAAAGGAGUUCAUUCAACUUAUUAAAAAUAUACCUAAAAAUAUAUUAAAUGUGGUAUUGCAUAUACCCAAAAAAUUUAUAAGGAUAAUAAAUUAUUUCAAAACAUAA